AUGGUUGCUGAACAGAGACUGAUAACUUAUGCUCAAAGGGAAGCCUUUCCGGAGGAGCAUGAAGCAUUAGCAAAAAAUAAGGACAUUCCUGGUCGAAGCAAGUUAAGGUCAUUGAACAUCGGUCUAAGGUAUGGCAUGAUAGUAGUAGGUGGUCGUCUUGAUAAUGCCAAUCUUUCACAAGACCAAAGACAACCAAUAAAUCUUCCAUACAAUCACAGAAUUACACAGUUGAUAUUCUUAGAUUAUCACAUGAAAUUAUUGCAUUGUGGUCCUUAG
Messenger RNA from Macrosiphum euphorbiae (potato aphid), 276 nucleotides. NCBI's taxonomy places the organism in Eukaryota, Metazoa, Arthropoda, Insecta, Hemiptera, Aphididae. The record is from the annotation of a GenBank genome assembly.